GUGGGGUGCACGGCACAGUAGAGCAACAAGUCGGCAAUCGUGUGCGGUAAUAAAAUAUCUCUAUCGCUCCCAUAGCCUGAGAUGCUUGCUGUUGUCCGCUGCCGCGCUGCGUGUGUAAUUCCAUAGACGUUCUUCGCAAACCGAGACACCCUGUCGCCCGGGUCAACCUAGGAUAAAUGUGUGGCCAUGUCUACUCCGGUCUCAUGUUACCCAUGCACAUUUGGCACGUCGGGAAUCAUCACCCUUUUUCCGCUUUUGCAUACAUUUUUCCAUCGAUCGACUCAUCGCGUUCCACUCUCUCUGUGUUUGGAAUUCUUCCACCUGGUACUGCUUCACGUCGUCGGCUUCGAGUUCAAUCCAUUGUCACGCACCAGUGUCGCGAAAAUAGUGCUGCCAAGGGCCGGCAAAUGUUUACCUGGGUGCUGGGUUCUGGGGGCUGGGAGCCGGAGCACUGACUCCUGACUAGUUCUAUCGGUCUCGCCGCAGUUCUCUCAACCCUUUCGCGCUACGCUCCGCAGACCCUGCAGCACUACUAGCGCCCUCACCGAUCUGCUAAAGUUUGGUGCAUCAGCCAAACUGUCACGUCGAAAAAGGGAGUACGUUUCUUUUCAAACACUCCAGUUUCACACGCCAAGACGUCCGUCCUUCACCGACUGCACUCGA
Sphaerulina musiva SO2202 is the source of this 663-nucleotide messenger RNA. RefSeq lists its product as uncharacterized. The record is from RefSeq and is a predicted model, not a curated record. The transcript has a single exon. Bases 177 to 455 code for a protein of 92 amino acids. NCBI's taxonomy places the organism in Eukaryota, Fungi, Ascomycota, Dothideomycetes, Mycosphaerellales, Mycosphaerellaceae.